Rhizophagus irregularis DAOM 181602=DAOM 197198 is the source of this 2892-nucleotide messenger RNA. RefSeq names its product glutamine--fructose-6-phosphate transaminase (isomerizing). Gene Ontology annotation, biological process: fructose 6-phosphate metabolic process; UDP-N-acetylglucosamine metabolic process; protein N-linked glycosylation. The record is from RefSeq and is a predicted model, not a curated record. Gene Ontology annotation, molecular function: carbohydrate derivative binding; L-glutamine:D-fructose-6-phosphate transaminase (isomerizing) activity. NCBI's taxonomy places the organism in Eukaryota, Fungi, Glomeromycota, Glomeromycetes, Glomerales, Glomeraceae.
AAAAAAAAUUUUUUUUUUGUAUCCUUUCUUAGCUAUAAUUAUAAAUUGUUAUUUUAGAGAACGAAAACUUUGAAUAUCAAUAAUACCCCUUCUGCACACUGCGCUCUUUCUAGGAGGCACAUUCGACAUCUAAUAAAUUUGAAUUGGUUAGCAAAGAAAGUUCAUGCGUUAUUAAGCACUAGCAUUAAUUACUCGAAAUUACAUUAGGCGAGUAACACAUUACAAUGCUUACAAUGCUUUAAUCAAUCAGAUUUGUGUUACAGAUUGUCGAGAUAACUUUGACUAUCAAAACAAGAGUUUCUUUUUUUUGUGCGCCAGUCGUGGACAAAAAUAAAAGGCGCGACAUUCUAAAAAAGGGGUUAGUCCCCUUGUAAAAAUGUAUAAAUUGUCCUUCUCCACGCUCUUUUUUGUUCCUCUCUCUUCACAUUUUGUAUUUUUAUUAUUCAUUCACCCUUCAUAUUAAAAUAUCUACAAAAUAGAUCAAAAUGUGUGGUAUUUUUGCUUAUCUUAACUACCUUAUUGCCAAAGAUCGAAGAACAAUUAUUGAUAUCCUUACGAGUGGUUUAUCUCGUCUUGAGUACCGUGGUUACGAUUCCGCAGGUUUAGCAAUCGACGGGGAUGAUAGCGGAGUAGUACUCAUCUAUAAACAAGUCGGAAAAGUUGCCGCGUUAAAGAAACUCGUUGCUGAAGCAACUGUUGACUUUGAAAAAGAAUUUGUCAGCCACUGUGGUAUGGCACAUACUCGUUGGGCUACUCACGGUGAACCUUCUCCAACGAAUUCACAUCCUCAUCGUUCUGACCCAAAGGGCGAAUUUACUGUGGUUCAUAAUGGUAUAAUUACUAAUUAUAAGGAAUUGAAGACAGUCCUCGAGAAGAAAGGUUAUAUGUUUGAAUCGGAGACAGAUACUGAAGCUGUUGCCAAACUUGCGAAGUAUUUGUAUGAUACUCAAAAAUCCAAUGAAAACUUGAGUUUCACCGCGCUUGUUAAAGGUGUCAUCAAGGAAUUGGAAGGAGCUUUUGCCUUGAUCUUUAAGAGUGUACAUUUCCCCAACGAAAUUGUUGCCACGCGUCGUGGAUCUCCUUUGUUAGUUGGUGUCAAAACUGAAAAAAAAUUAAAAGUAGACUUCGUCGAUGUUGAAUUUGGAACAGAUUCUGCAUUUGCACCAACGGAAGAAAAGGUAGAAGGAGGUUUAUUAUCUCCCACUGAUGGUCAUCCAAAACUAAGACGUAGUCAAUCGCGCGCUUUCUUAAGUGAAGAUGGGUUACCUCAACCGAUUGAAUAUUUCCUUGCAUCUGAUCCUUCUGCUAUCGUUGAACACACUAAACGCGUACUUUACCUUGAGGAUGAUGAUAUUGGACACAUCUGUGAUGGAGAACUUCAUAUUCAUCGUUUAAGACGUGAUGAUGGGAUAUCAGCUGUUCGUUCUAUUCAAACUUUAGAAAUCGAAUUAGCUGAAAUUAUGAAAGGUUCCUUUGAUCACUUCAUGCAAAAGGAAAUUUAUGAACAACCUGAGUCAGUAGUAAAUACUAUGCGUGGUCGCGUUAACUUUGAAAGUCAUAAAGUCACUCUUGGUGGUCUUAAAGCAUAUUUAGCAACUAUUCGACGUUGCAGACGUAUAGUAUUUUGCGCAUGCGGCACAAGUUAUCACUCUUGCGUGGCUACCCGUGCCAUUUUUGAAGAGUUAACAGAAAUUCCUGUCUCAGUAGAGUUAGCCAGUGAUUUCUUGGACAGGAAGACUCCUAUAUUCAGAGAUGAUGUGUGCGUGUUUGUGUCACAAUCUGGUGAGACAGCAGACACAAUCCUUGCUUUAAGAUAUUCUCUCGAACGUGGAGCUCUUUGUCUUGGAAUUACCAACACUGUUGGCUCAACUAUCUCACGAGAGACACACUGUGGUGUUCACAUUAAUGCUGGUCCCGAAAUUGGUGUCGCAUCCACUAAGGCCUAUACUUCACAAUUUAUUGCUUUGGUCAUGAUGGCCAUUCAAUUGAGUGAAGAUCGUUCAUCAAUGACUCAGCGACGAAAUGACAUAAUUGAAGAACUCAGAAAAUUAUCUGAUCAUAUUAAACAAGUUUUAAAUAGUGAUAAAGAAUUACAACAACUUGCCAAAGAUGUUCUUUAUAAAGAGAAAAGUCUUUUGAUUAUGGGUCGUGGGUUUCAAAAUGCUACAUGUUUAGAAGGUGCAUUGAAGAUCAAAGAAGUUUCAUAUAUGCAUUCCGAAGGUAUUUUAGCCGGUGAAUUAAAACAUGGUCCUUUGGCUCUUAUCGACGAAAAUAUGCCAGUCAUUCUUAUCAUGACUAAAGAUUCUUUGUAUCCGAAAGUACAAAGCGCUCUUCAACAAGUUACAGCCCGUAAGGGACAACCAAUCAUUAUUUGCAAUGAUGGAGAUGAGGGAAUAUCGAGUCAAUACAAAACGAUUCGUGUUCCCCAAACAGUUGAUUGUUUACAAGGACUUCUUACAAUUAUCCCCUUGCAAUUGCUAUCGUAUCAUUUGGCAGUUCUGCACGGAGUUGACGUUGAUUUCCCACGAAAUUUAGCCAAAUCUGUAACCGUUGAAUAGAAAGGGUCAUAUUUAUAAGUAACUGUUGAAUAGAAAAGGUCAUUAAUGACCUAUUAAAAAAAAGUAAAUAUUUCUACCCUAAAAUAUUUCAUCAGUCUUAUUUGUUUUUCAACCUGAUAAUAUAUUUAUUUCCAAUGAUAUUGUAAUAAUGGACUUUAUUUAUUAAGGAAUCCAAGAAGAGAUGUUUUUUGGUAUAGAUUUAUUGUUGUUAAUUAUUAUUUCAAUUCGUAUAUUAUUCAUUAUUUAUUUUUUCAUAAUAAAAUCAUAUUUACUGUACUACAUUUACAUGUUCCGUAUUGAAUGUAACAUAGAAAAUCAUGGUCACGCACUAACU